CGGGGAAGACUACUAUAAAAUAGACGUAUUGGAUGGUAUGCGGCUAAAAUAUAAAUAUCGCCAGUACCCCCCCUCACCUCUCACUUCGUCCCCCCCUUUUCUUUCCUUUGGUUCUUCCUCCCCUCACCAGAAUUCAUAAGGGUCGCAAAGCUUUUCCCAAGGAUAUCUCCAGAUACAUUCGUUCAUCCCCCGAAUAGACUCUGGGAUAGCCCGCCCGGACCCCUGUCAAUCCCUUUUUUUUCUUUUUCAAACUCCUCACACCAAUUCCUUCCUUUGACUCUAUCGUCAACGGAAACCCGAAAUUCACCUCUUACACGCUCUUUUUAUUUUCGUCGCUCUCUAGUCAAUUACCUAUCACUCAUCCCGAACCUAAAUCUACGCUGUCUCGCUUUCUUUCGCUACUUCAAACAACCACCGCCAUCAUGUUCAAACGCUCGUUCCGGUCCGCGGACCGAGUCGACAAGUCGGCGAGGCUGAAGAAAUCUAGCCACAGCAACAAUAACAACAACAACAACACCCACACGGUUCGGGAUCCUCAGAAGCUGUCGAAACUACAGCGGUCGCUCGAGGACACUCUUCCCGUAAAGAAGACCCUCAACUCUCCCAUCGUCACCCUAACCGUCGGUGGAGAAGCGCGGCUGUUUGCGGCCCACGAGGAGGUUCUGGCGCAGUCACCCUUUUUCGAACGGGCGUGCCGGGACCAGUACCUCGGGGCGCAGGGCAAGAGAAUUUCACUUCCGGACGAAGAACCCGAGAUCUUCUCGGCCAUACUCGAAUACCUCUACAAGGGCGACUACUACCCCCGCUUGAUGCACAACAAGCACAGAAACUCUUGGGAGCUCGAGGAUGCCGUGAGAUCCCCCGACCCCUCAGAAAACAACCGAGCUGGUCGCGGAGCUGUCGAGGCCACCAUGCACGUCUCCAGCGUGGGACAAUAUCUCCUGCGGGACACCGUCGUGUACUGCGCCGCCGAUAGGUACGGACUCGAGGAGCUCAAGCGCCUAGCACUUCGGAAGCAAGGGCUGCAGAGCGGAAUCGACGUCGGGACCAUUCUUCGGUCAGCGCAGUACGCCUACGACCACACGCCGGACUCAGACUCGCGACUCCGCGCUCACUAUCUCGCCCUGAUCAUUCGAUGCCGUAAGACGUUCAAGCGGAGCGGAACCAUGCAAGCGGAGAUGGAACGGGGCGGCAAACUAUUCUUCGACCUAUUCGUGGCCAUGUGCAACCACCUUGACGACGUCGUGGAGAUGAGCAAUGCUCGGACCCCUAAGACGAUCUGAAGACUACCGACUUGCUGCAACCACAUGUGAUCACUGAAUCAUAAACAUGGUCGCCCUGGGAAACAAAUACGGCGUUUUUUUGGUUUGUAUCAACUUUUUUGGCGAGGAACGGUCCCCCAGUCACGAAAGAGGUUUAUGAUGAUUUUUUUGGACUUUUACCUUGUCUUUGGCUUCUUCCCUCAAUCACAACCUCUCCCAGAUACCUACAUAUGCAUCAUCAGAUUGGAACACCAUUUGGGAGAAAACAAAAAAAGCAAAGAAAAGAAAAGAAGAAAAAAAAAGCAACUCCACUUCUC
Messenger RNA from Hypoxylon fragiforme, 1579 nucleotides. RefSeq lists its product as uncharacterized. The record is from RefSeq and is a predicted model, not a curated record. NCBI's taxonomy places the organism in Eukaryota, Fungi, Ascomycota, Sordariomycetes, Xylariales, Hypoxylaceae. Gene Ontology annotation, molecular function: protein binding. The transcript has 2 exons. The coding region runs from base 423 to 1283 and encodes 286 amino acids.